CCCGUCACAAAAAUCAGAAAUUUCCAUUAAUAACGCAUCCAUUAACCUUCUUCCCUUUCGAAAUCGCUUCCCAUUUCCAUUUUCUCAUCGCCAUUUCUUCGAUUUCAUCUUCUGAACCUGAAAAUUCCUGUUUUCUUGCUCCAGGUUUUUCGAGUUCUCUAUUUUCUCUCUAUUUUAGCUGUAAUUUUAAUUUAUUAAUUUCUGUGAUUGUGAUUAUUUUUUUUUUCCAUUUUUUUAGUGAUAAAACCUAGGGUUUUGAUUCCGUUUGUGGCCUUAGAAAGAAAAAAAGACUUUAGCUUUUUUUCUUUUUGUUGACUGAAGAAGUUAGUGUGAACUAUUUAUCCGUGGCGAUUUGAACCCUUGACCUUUCCUUAAAGUUUAGGUUGAAAGUUGGUGCCCAAAAUUUAGGUUUCAAAGUUGUGGGUACCACUUCGGAGAAAGCUCAUGUUGGGGGAAAUAUGGGGAAAUGCUCCUCGGGAGGCUGCUCAUGGUGUAGCUGCUUCGGAAUUUGAGCAACUUAACUAGCAAGUCGGGUUCUUAUAAUUGUAGCAUAAACAGAAAAAAACCAUGAUAUUCCAGUUUGGUCAAGGAAGUAUAGUAUGUCUGGAAACAAUGUCAAAGAUGAUGGGGUGGAAAGGUCAAAGACAAAAGGUAUCAUCUUUGGAAGGUUAACUUCUUCGGGCUCAUCCAUCACAGGGAAGUCUGAGGGAAGCUCAAGUACCAUUUUUGAACAGGUGAAGUUGGAGAAAGGAGGAAAACCAAUCGACCUUGAUGCUAUCAAAUGCAGUGAAAAUAUAAAGCGAGUUGUAGACCUAGAGAGAGAUACUUCUAAGAGGAAAAGAGAUGCUCGCAGCUACAGAAAAUGGAUCAUGUCUCAAUCAAUUAAAGAUAAGGUGUUAGGAAAGAUAGAUCAACCAUCAUAUGGCUGGGUUUCCAAGGAAAAUGAGGAGAAAGUUGGUCAGAGUUUGCUUCCAUGUUAUAAAAGACAGAGGUCAGAUUUUGAUUCAAAACAAUACAGUUCUUUCAAUGCAAAACGGGAACAUAACUUGCAUGGCAUUUUUGCUCCCAAGGCAGUUCAUGGAGAAGCAUCUACAGCUAGGAGUCCUCAAGAGAAUGAUACUGCAGGCAAUGACACAAAGGACCAGACUUUAGUCUCUAAAGAAAAUGAUGGAAAGGAACCUGUUUCUCAGCUACCCAUGCGAUCCACUGAAGAGUAUGCGGACGAUGUCCAGGGAGAGAAACCCCAUUUAGAAAUUCAAACUGAUGGUCAGCAUAAUGCCUGUUCCAUUUGCAGCCUUGGUGGAAAGCUUUUGACCUGUUCUGGAAAAGGGUGCAAAAGGAGCUACCAUCUCUCUUGCCUCAAUCCUCCGUUGAUUAAUGACCCUCCCAGAAUUUGGCACUGUAUUUUGUGUGUUAAAAAGAAAAUUGAACUAGGUGUGCUGGCUGUCUCUGGAGAAAUAGAGUCCAUUUGGGAUGCUAGAAAGGUAGUUUCAGAUUCUAAAGUAAUGCAGAUGGAGAAACAGUAUUUAGUCAAGUAUCAAGGUCUUGCACAUGUUCACAACUGCUGGAUUCCUGAGACAAAGCUGCUUCUUGAGGCUCCAAAGCUUGUUGCAAAAUUUAACAGAAAAAAUCAGGACAUUAGGUGGAGAACAGAGUGGACUGUCCCACAUCGAUUGUUACUGAAGAGACAAUUAUCAUUUUCUAAAAAUUGUGACGAGUAUUUUGAUGAGCAUGUUAUGAGUAAGUCAGACUGCAGUCAUGAGUGGCUUGUGAAAUGGAGUGGUCUUGGUUAUGAGCAUGCUACAUGGGAGUUGGAGAAUGCUUCAUUUUUGAGAUCACCUGAAGCUAUGAAGCUCAUUAUAGAUUAUGAGACCCGUCAUCGGAAGGGGAGCUCAACUCUUUCUGAAGCAGAUAAGAAUGGCGCAAAGUGCCUUUCUGAACUCUCAGAGUUAACACUGGGAGGUUCAUCUGGAGAAUACAAUCGUCAUCUAAGAUAUGUUAAUAAGCUUCGUGCAUGUUGGCAAAAAAAUCAGAAUGCUGUUAUCCUUGAUGAUCAAGCGGAUCAGGAGCGGGUUUUGAAGGUUAUUCUAUUUGUGUUAUCUUUGCAAUUUAUUGCAUGGAAACCUUUUCUAGUCAUAUCAACUUCCAGUGCACUUUCUUUGUGGGAAUCUGAGUUCCUAAGUGUGGCACCAUCUUCCAAUAUCAUACUUUACAGAGGGAACAAGGAUGUACGGAGUAGUAUCAGAACGUUGGAAUUCUACAAUGAAAGUGGUUGUAUAAUGUUUCAAGUACUUUUGGCCUCUGUAGUUGUUGUUGUUGAGGAUUUGGAAAUAUUAGAACGUAUAGGAUGGGGAGCAGUUAUAAUUGAUGAGUGCCAAGCCUCACAAAUGUCAAGACACUUUGAACAGAUUAAAAUGCUACCAACUGAUAUGAGGCUUCUUCUUGUCAGUGGUCAAGUCAAGGAGUGUGCCUCCGACUAUCACAGUCUGCUCUCUCUCCUCAAUGCUGCACAUGGGCUAAGUAAUGACCUUACGAAAAUUGACUCUGAUAAUGAUAUUGCCAAAUUGAAGGACAUAUUUGCACAUUAUAUUGCAUUUCAAUGCAAUUCAGAUUCCUCUAGGUUUGUUGAGUAUUGGGUCCCUGUCAAGCUUUCUAACCUGCAACUUGAGCAGUAUUGUUCCACACUCCUAUCAAACUCAAUGUUGCUUAAUUCGCAUCUGAAAAAGGAUCCAGCUCAUGCCCUCUGUGACGUUAUUAUUUCUGCUAGGAAGUGUUGUGAUCAUCCUUAUCUGCUAGAUCAGUCUCUUCAAAGCAUCAUCACCAAAGGACUUUCCAUGGAAGAGAAACUGGAUGUUGAAGUAAAAGCAAGUGGAAAACUGCAGCUUCUUGAUAAAAUCCUUUUGGAGUCUAAAAGAAGGGGUCUACGAGUAUUAAUUCUUUUCCAGUCAAUUCGUGGUUCUACAUGGAAUUCAAUUGGGCAUAUUUUGGAUGACUUUAUCUGUCAAAGAUUUGGUGAGGAUUCUUAUGUAUGCAUUUAUGGAGAAUUUCCCCGUGCGAGAAAACAAGCUUCUGUGAAUAUGUUUAAUGAUAAAAAGGGUGGGAGAUUUGUCUUUCUGAUUGAAGACCGGGCUUGUCUCCCUAGCAUUAAACUUACUGCAGUUGACAUCAUUAUUCUAUUUGACAGCAAUUGGAACCCACAAAGUGAUUUGAAAGCUCUUCAAAGGAUCACUAUAUGUUCACAGUCUGAAAAGCUAAAAGUGUUCCGAUUAUAUUCAUCUUGUACUGUGGAGGAAAAAGUUCUGAUUCUUGCAAAGGAAGGUAUGGCUAUGGAUAGUAAUAUGUGCACUUUAAACUGGAAUAGCUGCUACACACUACUAAGUUGGGGUGCCUCUUAUCUCUUCAAUAAGCUUGAUGACUUCCAUGGCUGUUGCGAUUCAGCCUCAGUUUCAAAUGUAUACCAUGAGCAGUCGUUUCUGAAUGAUAUACUCUCAGAGUUGCUAAACUUAUUACCUUGCAGCAGCGAAAGUGGUCAUUCCACCAAGAACUCAAUCAUUACAGAAGUACCCCAGGAUGGUGUUUAUGUCAGAAAUAUAUUUUUAUAUGGGGAAAGGGAAAUUGAAUUCACAUGCAAUGAAUCACCUGCUGUUUUCUGGAAAAAUCUGCUCAAAGGAAGACAUCCAACAUGGAAAUUUUUGUCUAAUUCAUCUUCAAGAAUUCGGGAAAAGGUUCAAUAUAUUGAGUAUCCCUCAAGAGAAUCUGAAUUUAAAUAUGAUACUUUUCGAGAGAAGAGGGUAAAGGUAGUAAGCCAUACUGAUUGCCAGGCACAUCUUAAAUGGAAGACGAAGGGAAAAAGGCAUCUAAAUGCUAGUAGGAAGAAAAGAAAGCUAACUGUGCCAUCUAAGAACUCAACUGGUGCAAAAAGGUUCUCUUGUUCACCAGAUGAUACAAAUGACAUAAGUCAGAUCACUACAUCUGUGGAACCAGGGAUCUCAGAGCUCUGUAGAGUACUUCAACUACCAGAGAAUGUCAGGGGCGCUGCACUGGAAUUUCUCGGCUACAUAACAAAAUAUUAUUAUGUUAGUUGGGAAGCAGUUGCUACAUCACAAGCCUUUCAGAUUUCUGUGUGUUGGAUGGCUGCUGCACUUCUGGACUACAAGAUUGAUUGGUCUGAAUCACUUACUCUUGCAAAACUUCAAUUGAAUUUUGUCUGCAAUGAGGAAGAGGCCCAUUAUAUUUACAUGAAAUUGCAGAGUGUUAAGAAAGAAUUUACACAGUGUUCUAACAGUAUAAACGGUCUCAAUAAGUCAGAUUAUGCAAGUUCUAAAACAUCAAUGACAUCUGACCUGCAAGAAUCAGACAGGGGGGAGAUACCAGUUGACUCGCGUGGAGAGAAUGUUGCUGACCAACUGGCACCUGCAACUUGUGAUGAGCAGCUCAAUGAAAUCAGCUGUUACUGUGAUGCACUGCAAGACCAUGCUCCAUUGUUAGAUUCUCCACCGCACCUCUGUCCUGUUAGACACAUGCAAACUUUUCAGUCUCCGGUGAAAGUGAAACCAUCUGAAAAAACUCUAUGCAGUGAAGUUGUUAGAGAUGAUGGCUCUGGGAAAAUUACCAACACUCUGCAAUCUAACAAAAAGAGAUCAGAUACUUUGGUGCUAGAAAAAUCAACCCAUUCAAUGAUCAGUCUAUCUGGAGGGUUGGCUGCUUCAGGUGUUGCUGAGGGCAGCCAAUCGGUGGUGCAGGCAGAAGUUGGCAUUAUUGAAGGAAAUUCAGUAUCUUCAAAAGAACUACCUAUCUUUCCAGUUCCAUCCUCUCCAAAGUCCACUUUAUCUACCAUACCGGCAUCCAUUGGGACUCAACAUCUUAGUGAUGGAAGACAUGCCUCCAUUCAAGAGGCUCAAAUUUCAGGAAUAACACCCUUACAGGAUCAAGCGGAACUCUGUAGCCCUGCUGUUACACAUCCCAAUGCAAAUCUGUUAGUGCAAUCGUUUACAAGUGUGUCUGUGGGUGAAGCAGAAACAGAAGUCCAGAAUCUUUGGAUGCAACAGCUGCCCAUCUCCAAAAUUUCAACCUCUAUGGUGUCCAACUUAUCCUCCACACCAGCAUCCAUGGGGAAGCAACAGCAUUGCAGUGAUGGAAGGGAUGCCUCCUGUCAAGAGGCUCAAAUUUUAGGAAUACCAUCCUUAGAGGAUCCAAUGGAACUCUCUGGCCUUUCUAUUGCACAUACCAGCACAAAUUUGCCAGUGCAGCCAUUUGUUGAAACACCAGUCCAGAAUCUUGGGAUGCAACAGCUGCCUGUCUCUGGAGUUUCAACUUCUAUGGCAUCCAACUUAUCCUCCACACCAGGAUCAGGGGGGAUUCAACAACAUUGCAGUGAUGGAAGGGAUGCCUUCUGUCAAGAGACUCAAAUUUCAAAAAUACCAACCUUACAGGAUCCUGUGGAACUCUCUAGCCCCACUAUUGCACAUACCAGUAUGAAUUUGCCAGUGCAAGCAUUCAUUGACGUGGAAACACAAGUCCAGAAUCUUAGAAUGCAACAGCUGCCUAUCUCUAAAGUUUCAACCUCUACGGCAUCCAUCUUAUCCUCCAUAUCAGCAUCCGUGGGGAUUCAACAUCUCAGUGAUGCAAGGGAUGCCUCCUGUUUAGAGGCUCAAAUUUCAAGAAUACCAUCCUUACAGGGUCCAGUGGAACUCUCUAGCCCUGCUAUUGCACAUGGCAGUACAAAUUUGCCAGUGCAACCAUUCGGUGAGGUAGAAACACAAGUCCAGAAUCUUAGGAUGCUAGAGUUGUCUGUCUCUGAAGUUUCAUCCCCUAUGGCGACCAACUUAUCCCCCAGACGAGCAUCCAUGGGAAUUCAACAUCUUCCUAACGGAAGGGAUGCCUGCUGUCAAGAGGAUCAAAUUUCAGGAAUACCAUCCUUACAGGAUUUAGUGGUACUCUCCAGCUCCACUGUCACACAUCCCAGAACAAAUUUGGUGCAGCAACAGUUUCCUAGUGUGUCUGUGGGUGAAAAGGAAACACAAGUUCAGAAUAUUAGGGUGCAACAGUUGCCCCGCUCUACAGUUUCAUCCUUUAUGGCAUCCAACUUAUCUGCCAUCCAAGCAUCCAUGGGGGUCGAACAUCUCAGCAAUGAAAGGCAUGCCUCCUGUCAAGAGGCUCAAGUUCCAAGGCAGUCAUCCUUACAGGAGCUUGUGGGAUUUUGUAGCCUUCCUGUUAUACAAUCCAUCAGAAAUUUGCCAAUGCAACCAUUUGGAGGUAUGUCUGCAGGUGAAAAUGACACACAAGUCCAGAAUCCCACGAGCAGAGCUACGAUAUUUCAAUCCCUGCAUUCUCAUCCUUUUCAUGCAAACCUUACAAGAACAUUGCCACAGUAUGGUUGCUCAGACCCAUUCCAGAUUGAGAUUGAGAGGUUAGCGAAGUUAAAGGUGGAAGCCUCCAAGCUCCACGAACAUAUGAUAAUGCAGCUGAAGUCUGAAUGUAACAAAGAGAUAGAAGAAACAUACAAAAAGUAUGACAUAUUGUUUCAGGAUGCUGAAAUAGCGUUGGUAGAAAGGAAGAAGGUACUCAAUGCCUAUAGCAACAAAGUGUUCCUAAACAAGUUACUGGCAGAGACUUUGAUACUUAAACAGGAUUACAAUGAAGCAGCUGCUUCACCAGAUGACAAUGUCCAAAGUUUUAGGAAUCAGCUAAUUCAGCAAGCUACACAGAUGCCUCUGAGAAUUGGACAACCUUUAACAGUAGACCUUGGAGCAGCACCACCUGUGCAGGUGUUUAACCAUUCUUCAAUCUGCACUGCUGUGCCACAUCCUGCUUCCAUGACUGGUAACACGGUGCGAGCACCAGCUCCACAUCUUAGAGCUUUUAAUCCUCCAUCCAUGUCAACACCUCCGGUCCCAGCGCCAAGCCUGGUGUCAAACUGGCAAGUUCACAGUAAUCUGGAGACUGUUAUUGGUCACUGCAUGGAGAACCCAGGUUUCCAGUAAGAUCAUUUAGAAUUCAACCCCACCAAUAGACAAUCUGCAUAACUUGGAUUUUGACUUCUAAGAUCACACACCCCUACCAAUUAGCAAUAUGGAGUACCCGGUCUUUCUCUGGCUAGGUAAAGAAACUCAACUGGGAAAAUUUCGUAGUUUGGGAUGCAAUGGGUGGUUCACAAUUUUUAUUCCUUUUUGAUAGAUCAUAGGUUGGUAGAUUUGAAGCGUGGCUUCCCGUCUAGGAACCAUAGUCCAUGUAACUAUCUAUCAGUCAUAACAACUCACCUCCUCCCCUUGAGGAAUCAAAAUGGUUAUAACCACUUAUACUGACGGAAAGUAAAUAUGGUUAAAAAAACUUGUCCUCGGUUAUCAUCAUUAAGCUUAUGCAGGCGUUCUAGAUUUGUGAUACAUGGCAUGACUUUCACGUUGAAGAAUUAUUUUCUUUAGUAUGCCAAAGCACGACAAAACAUUCAGGAUUUAAAGUUACCGAACAGAAAAGUUGCAGGGCCAUUAGCUUAACUGAAUUCAUAUUUUUU
Messenger RNA from Rubroshorea leprosula, 7510 nucleotides. Lineage: Eukaryota; Viridiplantae; Streptophyta; Magnoliopsida; Malvales; Dipterocarpaceae. The record is from the annotation of a GenBank genome assembly.